Messenger RNA from Microbotryum saponariae, 3446 nucleotides. Lineage: Eukaryota; Fungi; Basidiomycota; Microbotryomycetes; Microbotryales; Microbotryaceae. The record is from the annotation of a GenBank genome assembly.
AUGUUUCUAGUACGUUCAUGUUCACAGUUGCACGCAUCCUACCUCGGCGCUGACCAGCCUUCUGUCCCGCUGCAAACAACAGGUCAACCGACGUCAGUAGUUCUCGGCUUGACCCCCCCCACUCGACCGCCUCCCGGGCUGUGCCCAGCGUACCCGUCUCGUUCUGCACUAUGCACGCUCAUUCUCACACCACCCACACACAGUGCUGGGAACGAACAAGCCCAACGUCGGCGCAGAAGAGUUGACCGUGAUCGACCAAGGACGGCUUUAUCUCGUCCGACCCGACAGCCUCAAGGCCGGCAGGGAGUGCAUGUCAGUCCGCCGUCAACGCGCGUCAACGCCGCCACCCUCUUCGACGUGAAACCCCACUUAACACACUCGUUUGUAUCCCCGCAGCUUCAUCGACGCGUCCAUCUCGAUCCGAAGGACCACGUACGAGCAUACCUAUCAACUCGUCGUCACCAGGACCUUCCAAGAAGGCGAGGAGCAAUUGCUCGAAGAGGAUGCAGAGAGUCAGUUCUGCAUGUAUCAAUGAUCUUGUCGUCUUUUGCCCUCACACCCCCUUGUACCCGCCCACUUGCCCGCAGACUCGGACGAACGAGCGUUCCUGAUCGACGAGAACCUCUUCCUCUCCGUCGGACCGACCCUCGACCCUUCCGCCGCCUCACCACCCCCCUCAUCCAUCGCCUGGGCCGACCCCGAAGGCGACGGCCCCGAAGACGAGUUUGAAUUCGUGCUCGCUCCCGCACCCGACAUCACCGCUCAGGUCCACGAGUUUGAGAGGCUCGUUUGGAGAUGCCUCUGGGAGGACAAGACGAACAGAAGUUGGCCGACGGAUGCGAGGGAGGUCGCGAUGAUCGAGGAGAACGAGUUGCACCAGUUCAUGAUCGAGUACGUUCACGUUGGUGCGACCGCGUUUUCGGCCGAGUCGGCUGCCGUUGGCGACUCGGGCGGUGAAGUGCUAUGGAGGCGCGACGAGGGCAGAGGAGGUCAAUGCCGAAUUCAAUUUAAGCGUGGCUGACGUGUGAUCCUUCCUCCUCUGCUCCACCGUGCACGAUGCCUAGACGCACCGCACCUCAGGCAUUGUCAGCCUCAACCAAGCAACCCUUGUUCCGAGCAGCGACCCUCGAAUCCGACUCUGACGCCGAAGACUUUCGUCCUCCCCCACCUUCGGCACGCAAGCUGACCGCCGCCGACUUGGACGACUCGGACGACGAACGCAACCAGCUGGCCGCGACGCUGAUGAAGAAGGCGACCCUCACCCCUUCCUCGACCGCCAAGGGCAAAGCCAAGGCCACGUCUGCACCAGCCUCUGCCGCCCCCACGCCUUCGAGGACAAAGUCAAAGGCGAAGGAGCCGAUCGAAACCGUGACCGAACAACCGCCUAAACGAUCGACCCCGGGCGGCGUCGUCAAGCAGGCCUUGGUCAGCGUCGAAGGUGAUCUGUACCUCUACGAUCGAGCGACGGGGAUGUUCAUGAUGCAGGAACCUUUGGUCCAAGCGAGCAUCCAUCGUACGAUGGAGGCGUACUGGCUCAUCGUCGAGGGCAAGACGGGGCCGUGGGUCAGUCAGGGCAUCGAUUCCGAAACGACGUUCAGCGAGGUCAGUCCUUUUCCCAACUGGACUAGAAUCGUUUCCGCAGAAGUAAAUUGGGCUAACGUCGAACAUGGGGGGGGGAACGAACCGCAGGCGGAGAAAUCCAUGGUCUUCAACUAUCGUUCCGAACCCGAAGACGGGUUGGACGAGUCAUCCCAAGUCUACACUUGGCUCGUGAGGUUCCCUACGAGCAAGCCGUUCGAGAUCAUCCAACAGGCCGUGACGACCGCGUUGUUCGAGGACAAGUUUGGUAGCGGGACGUGGCAAAAGUUGAAGGAGGAUGAACAGGCUUAUCAACGACGGGCUUACAUCGACGAUGCGGAGAUGUUUGAUGCGGUGGAGGAAGAGGAAGAGGGUCAGGGUCAGAGUCAGGAGGAGGUCGAUGAGCUGGAUGAGGAAGAGGAGGAAGGGGAAGAAGGGGAGGAUGACGAUGAGCGACCCAAGUUUGGAGAGGGGACGCGGACGAAGAAUUCUCAGUUGGCCGUGGGUUACAAGGACUCGUUGUCGUUCGUGGUGCAGGGGGAUAUGAUUGGCGUGUUCAAGCAGCAACGCGAUGGGGGCAAGAAGGUAAGCUGUGCUAAUUCCUAAACUUUCGAGGGCGUUCAGAGGUUUGAGAUCUGACACGAUCCGCGGUCGUGGGGGUAACAGCUCAAAUUCGUAACGAGCAUCGUCAACAUCUCGACACCCAAUGGCAAGAAGGCGUUCACACCGCAAAAGGUCAUGCUGCACAACCAAGGUGAGUGCCCAAAGUAUAUAGGGUCCUGUUGACUUGAGUGAAGCUGACCAGGUUGAAAUACAUUCCCUUUCGCCAGACACAUCGAUGAUCUUGCAAAACCCUCUUGCGCCUGGCUCGCUCUACCGCCUCGAUCUCACGACGGGCCAAGUCGUCGACGAGUACAACGUUUCGGAUGAGGUGCAGGUCAAGUCCUUCCUCCCCGACUCCAAGUUCGCCCAAACGACGCAACAACAGACCUUCAUCGGUCUCUCGCACAACGGCGUCUUCCGCAUCGACCCUCGUCUCUCGGGAAGCAAGCUCGUCAACGAAGAAUUCAAACAAUACGUGACCAAGAACGAUUUCUCGGUCGCAACGACGACUGAAUCGGGUCGGCUGGCCGUCGCUUCCAACAAGGGUGAUAUCCGCUUGUUCGACAAGCUCGGCAAGAACGCCAAGACGGCUCUACCUGCGUUGGGAGACCCGAUCCUCGGGAUCGACGUGACCGCCGACGGGCGAUGGGUUCUCGCGACAUGCAGGACGUAUCUCUUGUUGAUCGAUACGCAAAUCCCCGAAGGCGCAGGGCGCUACGGUGGUUCAUCGGGCUUCGAUCGUUCCUUCCCUGCAGGCCAGAAACCCAUGCCCAAGCGCCUGCAACUCAAACCAGAACAUGUCGCGUACAUGCAAGAACAAUCGAGGGAAGGGGUUUCCUUUACGCCCGCGAAAUUCAAUGCCGGUUUAGGAGCGGAUGAGAGGACGAUCGUCACUUCGACGGGGCCUUACAUCGUCGCCUGGAAUUUCAGACAGGUCAAGCAGGGGAACGUCGCGAAUUAUACGUUGAGGAGGUUCUCGGAUACUAUUGUGGCGGAUUCGUUCAAGUUCGGGGGGGAUCGAGAGAUUGUAAGCGGCUGAUUGCCCGUUUGAGGCGCUUUCGAAAUGUGAAGCUGACGGGGUUUUGCUUGUUUCAGAUCGCCAUGUUGCCGAACGAUGUCUUUGUCGAGGACAAAAAGAAGCUCAAAGGUCAGUCCAGGAGCUUGAUUUUUCAUGUGUUUCAUGACCACUGACGUCACUGUCCUUGCUGCCCACAGCUCCCAAUCGCGAUUCCAUCUCGAGCGUCGUCAAGAGCUACUACGAUUGA